This is a messenger RNA of Mustela erminea (ermine), 801 nucleotides long. RefSeq lists its product as uncharacterized. Lineage: Eukaryota; Metazoa; Chordata; Mammalia; Carnivora; Mustelidae. The record is from RefSeq and is a predicted model, not a curated record. The transcript has 3 exons. Bases 106 to 801 code for a protein of 231 amino acids.
UCUGUCAAAUAAAUAAAUAAGAUCUUUAAAAAAAAAAAAAAAAAGAAUAGCCGUUGGGAUAGCCCUUAGGGUAAUCUUCAGGAGAGUCGGAGCGUCGUGGUCAUCAUGGUCGUCGGGAGCAUCGUGGUCAUCCUGGUCAUCGUAGUCGUAGGCAGUGGCGUCACAGCAAACGGCCUCGCCGCCAGCAGCCUCGCCACAGUGAGCAGCCUUGCCACCACGGAGUUGGGGCCCCACCGCGAGCGGCCUCACCGCCCCCAGCCAUGGCCCCGCCGUGAGCAGCUUUGCCAGCGCUGCAUCAUUCUGGGGAGUGGCCCCAUCCAGGGAGUGGCCUCGCCGGAGCAGCCUCAUUCCAGGGAGUGGCCCUGUCCGGGGAACGGCCCUCUCCGGGGAGCGACCUCAUCGUCAGUGGCCUCAUCUGGAGCAGCCUUGCCCUGGGAGCAGCCUCAUCCAGAGUGGUCUCGUCCAGAGUGGCCUCAUCAGGAGCAGCAUCAUGGGGAGCAGAGUCUGCGUUGUCAGGGCUGUCGUCCUUGUUGUCGUCGCCUCUUCAUCGUCAGGAGCGGCCUCGUCCAGGGAACGGCCUGUCCGGCAGCCUCAUUCCUCAUUCCGGGGAGCAGCCCUGUCCAGGGAGCAGCCUCAUCAGCAGCAGCCUCAUCUGGAGCGGCCUUGUCUAGAGCAGCCUUCUUGGGAGCGGCCUUGUCGGGGUCAUCGUCAUCUUCUCUUUGGAAAAGAUGGAUCGCAUCAUGUGAGAAACCCAUAAGGCUCUACUGGGAGGCCUCUGUGCAGCUGCAAGAAGAACCAUAA